This is a messenger RNA of Corvus hawaiiensis (hawaiian crow), 1717 nucleotides long. It is a transcript of the gene EGR2, whose product is annotated as early growth response 2. Gene Ontology annotation, molecular function: RNA polymerase II cis-regulatory region sequence-specific DNA binding; DNA-binding transcription factor activity, RNA polymerase II-specific. The transcript is spliced from 2 exons. Lineage: Eukaryota; Metazoa; Chordata; Aves; Passeriformes; Corvidae. The record is from RefSeq and is a predicted model, not a curated record. Bases 28 to 1698 code for a protein of 556 amino acids. Gene Ontology annotation, biological process: regulation of transcription by RNA polymerase II.
CGCCGGGCCCCGUUCCUCAGUCCUUAUAUGGGCAGUGACGUCCCGGGCAUUCAGGGGGCCCCCAUAAAUAGUUACCGCCAGACUUGUCCUCCAGCGCGAGCUGCGGCGGGAGCGCGGCGCUCCCGGGGCACCGCGGGCACCGCACCGCCGCGACGGGGCGGCCGCCCGCCCGCACAUGCCGCGCCGGCUCCCCGCGGUCCCCCCGCGCCGGUAGUGGGAGGCAGGGGGAAGCGCCCCCUCCUCUCCCUCCCCUCCCCGCCCCGAGCGCCCACCGCCGGCCGGGAGCGCCGCUCCCCCGGCCGCCCCGCUGCCCCCAUGAUGACAGCCAAGGCGGUGGACAAGAUCCCGGUGACCCUCGGUGGGUUCGUGCACCAGCUCCCCGAGGGCAUUUACCCCGCGGAUGACAUCUCCGCUGCGCUGCCAACUUCGGUCGCGAUCUUCCCCAAUGCCGACCUGGCAGGGCCGUUUGACCAGAUGAGCGGUGUGGCAGGAGACGGCAUGAUCAACGUGGACAUGGGCGACAAGCGGGCCCUGGACCUGCCCUACGGUGGCGGCUUCGCGCCCAACGCCCCGGCUUCCCGCAACCAGACCUUCACCUACAUGGGCAAAUUCUCCAUCGACCCGCAGUACCCUGGCGCCGGUUGCUACCCCGAGGGCAUCAUCAACAUCGUGAGCGCGGGGAUCCUGCAGGGGGUCAGCACGCCCUCCUCCGCCGCCUCCUCCGCCGCCUCCUCCGCCUCCUCCGCCGCCUCCUCGGCCACCGCUGCCUCCGCCACCUCCCCCAACCCGCUGGCCGGGGCCCUCGGCUGCACCAUGGCACAGGGCCAGCCAGCCGACCUGGAGCAUCUCUACUCGCCUCCGCCGCCGCCCUACUCGGGCUGCGGUGACCUGUACCCGCAAGACCCCUCUUCGGCUUUCCUGCCCGCCGCCGGCGGCGGGGCACUGCCUUUUCCCCCGCCGCCCUCCUACCCCUCACCGAAGGCGGCGGCGGCCGACGGCGGGCUCUUCACAAUGAUCCCCGAGUACGGCGGCUUCUUCCCGCCGCCUCAGUGCCAGCGGGAGCUGCACGCCGGCCCCGACCGCAAGCCCUUCCCCUGCCCCCUCGACUCGCUCCGCGUCCCGCCGCCCCUCACGCCGCUUUCCACCAUCCGCAACUUCACGAUGGGGGCGCCCCCGGCGGGCGCCGCCCCCGGCAGCGCUCCCGGCAGCGGCGGGGGCGAGGGUGCGGGCGCCCGGCUGCCCGCCGGCGCCUACAGUCCCCACCACCUGCCGCUGCGGCCCAUCCUGCGGCCCCGCAAGUACCCCAAUCGGCCCAGCAAGACGCCGGUCCACGAGCGGCCCUACCCGUGCCCCGCCGAGGGCUGCGACCGCCGCUUCUCCCGCUCCGACGAGCUCACCCGGCACAUCCGCAUCCACACGGGCCACAAGCCCUUCCAGUGCCGUAUCUGCAUGCGGAACUUCAGCCGCAGCGACCACCUCACCACCCACAUCCGCACGCACACCGGCGAGAAGCCCUUCGCCUGCGACUUCUGCGGCAGGAAGUUCGCCCGGUCCGACGAGAGGAAGCGGCACACCAAGAUUCACCUGCGCCAGAAGGAACGGAAAGGAGCCGCCGCCGGCGGCGGGUGCCCGCAACCCGGCGGAGGGAGCGGUGCCGCCGCCCUGGCCCCCUGCGCGGCGCGGACGCGGACGCCCUGACGGCGCGGGACGCGCAGGA